Molecule: messenger RNA, 621 nt
Organism: Rhodotorula toruloides NP11
Lineage: Eukaryota; Fungi; Basidiomycota; Microbotryomycetes; Sporidiobolales; Sporidiobolaceae
Exons: 6
Coding region: 1-621 (206 amino acids)
Source: RefSeq, a predicted model, not a curated record
AUGCCCACACAGACUGCGCGCAAGUUCAGGCCAAGUGUCAGCGACUUGUUGACCUCCUCCUUCACCGCACUGUCUGAGAACGCCAGCGGGAUAGGAGCAGGACGCACCAGGGAGACGAGCGAACGCCGUGGUGCGCGGCCAAUCUGGGAGCGACGGCCGGGUUGCGAUCCCACUUUGGCCGCGAGCCACGGCGACCGGGUGCUAUUCUCUCGCUCAACUCGCGCUGUGUGGCCUCGCUUGUUCGUCCAGCUACUUCCACCGCUGCAAAUGCCUCGAUGCCGCCCCAGCCGCAUCGCGCCACGCCGCCGAACACCUCGCCUCCGCCGUCCAAAUUUCGACGGUUCUCGCUCAUCCCGCAGACGAUGCGCAGGGCUAGCAAGCUGCUGGAUACCCCGCAAUAGCGGUACUUCAACCUGUUCGACUCGGCUUGCUGCACAGACGGAGACGAGAUUUCAACUGUUCAGCUUGCUUUGCUCGCAUGCUAUCUUUUCCCGCUUCACGAGUGCUAUCCGCCACGACGUGUUCCAUCUUGCAGCAGAAGCCCGUUCGCGCCGCUUGCCCUCGACGCUCGCGUCCGCGUAUUCCGUCCGCACCGCCUUCGCUUACCUGCGGAGUGACUAG